Sinocyclocheilus grahami is the source of this 1293-nucleotide messenger RNA. RefSeq names its product deoxyribonuclease-1-like. The transcript has 11 exons. Gene Ontology annotation, biological process: DNA catabolic process. Bases 1 to 1293 code for a protein of 430 amino acids. Lineage: Eukaryota; Metazoa; Chordata; Actinopteri; Cypriniformes; Cyprinidae. The record is from RefSeq and is a predicted model, not a curated record. Gene Ontology annotation, molecular function: deoxyribonuclease I activity; DNA binding. Gene Ontology annotation, cellular component: nucleus.
AUGCAGCUGAUUUUAGGAAUCUCUACAGUCCUUUUCUUCAGUGCAUUUUUGGACCAGUGCUUGGGCAUCAUGAAGGUUGCGUCUUUUAACGUCCAGAAAUUUGGGAGAGCAAAACUCUCUAAUACGUUUGUGCGGGAAACUCUGAUCAAGAUAGUGUCACGCUACGAUAUCAUCGUUAUUCUCGAGGUGGUGGAUUCUAGCGGAGAUUCAGUGGAAACGUUUCUCAGCGAGCUGAAUCAGUUCUACAAAACAAUUAAUUACAAGAUGAAGAUCAGCACACGCCUGGGAAGAGGACAACAAAAAGAACAGUUUAUGUUCCUUUACAGGGACAAAGUGGUGGAUUUGGUCGGGUCUUACCAAUAUGAAGACAAUCAGCCUGGAGAUGAAGAUGCUUUCGCCAGAGAACCGUAUGUUUUGCGAUUCAACUGUCAUAACACAGUGUUGAAAGAUUUGGUGAUGAUACCAGUCCACACAAAGCCAGAUGAUGCAGAGAGGGAAAUUGACGAACUGUAUGAUGUGUUUAAAGAUGUCAAGAAGAAAUGGAAGACUAAAAACAUCAUGAUUUUGGGGGACUUCAACGCAGAUGGCGCAUAUCUGUCCAAGGCAGCCAAGAAAAAAACCAGAAUCUGGGGGGGAAACUUCCAUUGGUUGAUCGAGGAUGGUGUGGACACCACAGUCAGCAACAACAAUAGAUAUACUUACGAUCGGAUUGUGGUAUAUGGAGACAAUAUGAGGAAUGCUGUUGUUCCAAACUCUGCGAAAUCAUUCGACUUCCAGACGGCCUACAGUCUAACAGAUAAGGAAGUAAACAAGAAUCAUUUUUUAUUUGAAACGCUGUUUCGUCUGGCUUUAAAGUUGUUUGUGUUCUUCGCUGAACUUAAACUCUUCACACUGGAUCUCACAGCGCUAAGUGCUUGCAUGACCGAGACUUAUCAGCGAGAUUCAUCAGAGUCGUUGCACAUGGCCACCAGCCCCAGUCGUGGUUCACGGCGGGGUGACCUGACCUCCAGCCCCGGCAGAGACCUGCCCCCGUUUGAGGACGAGUCCGAGGGGAUUCUGGGAGACAUUAUUCCUGAUGAGGAGGACGGAGAGGAGCUGAUCGGAGAUGGGAUGGAGAGGUCUAAUGUAAAGACUUUUGCUUUAUACAACACUAACUUUUUUAUUGUUGCUUCAAAACAGGAUUCAUCAGAGUCGUUGCACAUGGCCACCAGCCCCAGUCGUGGUUCACGGCGGGGUGACCUGACCUCCAGCCCCGGCAGAGACCUGCCCCCGUUUGAGGACGAGUCCGAGUAA